CAUAUGAAGGAAAAAAUAAUUGAUAUGGAAGAACUCUGGCAAUUUCCAUGUUGUUGGUCUGCAGUUGAUGGGUGUCAUAUCUCGAUUAAAUGUCCUAAUGGAUGUGCAGAGGCAGCCAAAGAAUAUCACAAUUUCAAAAAUUUUUAUUCAAUUGUUUUAAUGGGUUUGAUUGAUGCCAAGUAUAGGUUUGUGUGGGUAAGUGCUGGAUUUCCUGGCAAUACCCAUGAUGCCAUGAUCUUACAGGCAACCCAGCUUUGGAAAGAUAUUAUGGACAACAAUCUUCUUCCUGCUAUUUCAAAGAAGAUUGAGGGCAUUGAAGUUGGUCCUCUUAUUGUUGGUGAUUCUGCUUUCCCGUGUACAACCUGGAUUAUGAAACCCUACACGUUCUCAACACUCCAACCUCAAGAAAAAAACUUCAAUUAUCGUUUAUCUCGAGCUAGAAUGGUGACUGAAUGUGCCUAUGGCCAGCUUAAGGGAAGAUUUAGGAUUCUGUUCAAAUGUGAAUGUAAUGAACAAACAAUGAAAGCAGUCACAUUGGCUUGUGUUAUUCUUCACAAUAUUUGCAUCGAACAUGAUGAACCUUUUCCUCAACAGCCUGACAUAGCUGCUGAUCCAGCCACUUUGGAACGACGAGAUCGGCAAGUUGUGAGAGAUAUGCUUGACAUGCGAAAAUGUGAAAAAGUCAAAGACACAUCCAUUAAUGCAGGGAAAAUACGAGCUGCAUUAAAAGAAAAGUUAUGGAGAGAAAAACUGCAAUAUGGUGUGUGUUGAUUGUUCACUUUGGUAUGUUUAUAACAAACAAGCCAAAUCUUGUCAACAAUAAGACGCUUGAAAAACUGCGAGCUCUAUCACUCUAUGCAUUGUUUUAUGUUAUUAUAAGAUUCAUGUUUUGCACUGUAAUUAACAAAAAUUUUUAAAAUAUGACACAUUGAUAACAAAUAGUUAUAGUUUUAUACCAUAAUGUUUAAUAGUUUUUAUUGUAUAUGUUUGUUAAACAGAUAAAAAGCAACAAAAUUA
Xenia sp. Carnegie-2017 is the source of this 1017-nucleotide messenger RNA. RefSeq names its product protein ALP1-like. The record is from RefSeq and is a predicted model, not a curated record. NCBI's taxonomy places the organism in Eukaryota, Metazoa, Cnidaria, Anthozoa, Malacalcyonacea, Xeniidae.